AUGUUCGUCGGUCGGCCGCUUGAUAUGAGUAAGGAGAAAAUAGGAAGGAGAACAAGAAGUACAGUUGAGAACAGGAACCUCGGAAAUGUCAAUGUCUAUUACGAGACUAGUGUCGCGGUAGUCGCAGUAGCUGAUCGGACUUUAGAGUGGAUGCACCGUGGAGGAUUCGAUGGCGUCGCUAAAAUGGAUGCCGUUACUGCCGGGGUCGCUGUUGCUGCCAGGAAUAGCGCCUGA
Molecule: messenger RNA, 234 nt
Organism: Neurospora tetrasperma FGSC 2508
Lineage: Eukaryota; Fungi; Ascomycota; Sordariomycetes; Sordariales; Sordariaceae
Exons: 2
Coding region: 1-234 (77 amino acids)
Source: RefSeq, a predicted model, not a curated record